This is a messenger RNA of Galleria mellonella (greater wax moth), 2939 nucleotides long. RefSeq lists its product as uncharacterized. Lineage: Eukaryota; Metazoa; Arthropoda; Insecta; Lepidoptera; Pyralidae. The transcript is spliced from 9 exons. The record is from RefSeq and is a predicted model, not a curated record. Bases 156 to 2597 code for a protein of 813 amino acids.
CGCAGAAAAAAGUAAUUAAAAAAAAAGUACAGAAGCGAGCGAAAUCAGCGCUUGGUACGUAAUUUCGGGAAAAUAACGAAAUUUACUAAAAAAGACCAAAGUUAUUUAGUUUGUUUUGAUUAAUUUUGUUACAUCAAACACUGCGUGUUUACAGUAUGGAUGAAACUAUUGUAGAAGAGGAUGGUAACAGCCAGCAAUAUUCAUUUAUUUAUGUGGAUCCCAAUAUCCAGAGCUGCAAUGAACAUGGUGACAUGUACCUACACAAGGAUGAGUCGCUCAUCAAGCCAGGUGAUAUGUUUGAUACACAGGAGAGUUUCAAUAUAUAUGUGAAUGGGUAUGCUGAGCAAUGGCUGUUCUAUUACACCUUAACAAAUUCAUACACCCAGGACCCCAGUAAGGAAAACUACACUUACAGAUGUAUUUAUUAUCAACCUAAAGGAGUGAGGAAAAGGUCAGAGCCUGAAAAAUCAAGGUGUCCAUGUAAAAUUGUUUUGAAACGACUACCAUACAAUCCAGAUGUACUUACAGUUGAAUUUGUGUGUCACCAUCACAACCAUGAGCUGUCAAAAGAGAAUUUUCUUAAACUGAAAGAUAGCAAGAGAAUACAACCUCAAAUUAGAGAAGAGAUAAUGGAUCUUCUAUAUCUGGAGGUAGAACCGAAAAUUUUGAAGAAAUACAUCAAAGAAUUGACAGGACUGAAUUUGAAUUUAAACUACUUCAUGCACAUUGCAAAGAAAAUGAAAAAAGAUAAUGUCGAAAGGACUUUUACUCCUGAACAAUUGGAUGAACUUACAAAAAAAGUAAAAGAUUUAAGAUUUAUAUAUGGCAAUGUUAAAGAUACAGAUUGUGAAAGUCCAAAAACAAAUAUUCAAAGAGGACGGCGAAAACGCAAAGCAGACGGUGAUGUCAAUAAUACCAAUGCGGAAGAUAUAACAGAAGACUUGGAUACACUGUAUUCAUCUGACAAGAAAUUAAAACAAGAAUCGGAAGAGACAGAAUAUGAGGACAUUGACACGAAAAGCAGGCUAGAGACGUGUCUACAAAGAUUAUCAUACGAUGAAGAAACAUUAGAGUCGGUAAAGAGAUUGCAGAGUUCUGUCCAAUGUGAAACACAAAGAAAUCCUUGGAUUUCUGAAGAAAUUUGUCCUACUCCUUCUAAUGGAACCUCCUACAUGUCUGACAGUAUGGGAACAACUCAAAAUGAAGUACAACUGGAAAUAGGUAACAAUACCAGUGAUUUUCAAACGGAAACUAUUGAUGACAGUUACAUACAGAACAUAAGUGAACAAAAUGUUGAAGUGUCUGAGAUAAGUAACAGUGAUGGUCAAAUUGUCACUCAGAAUUAUGUCUUAGGUAACAAUGAAGAGAAUACACCAGAGAGUUAUGUAUUGGCAAAUAAUUCUGAGACUUAUGUUCUGGAAAAUAGUGAGCAAAACGUGAAUUACGUAUUAACCAGUAAUGAACAUAAUAUUCCACAUAGUUAUGUAUUGGAAAAUGGUAUUGUAGUAACUUAUAAUGGAGAUGGUCAGGGCUUCACCGAGUCGGAAGUUGUAUAUGAUAAUGAUCACACAGCUGUUGGUAAUGAGCAAGAGGGCAACACCAAUUAUGUUUUAGUGGAAGAGAACACUGCAGCCGCAGAAACUACAGUUGAGGAAAGCAGUGAAAAUAUUGAAUCACAAGAUAAUGAAAAGAGUAAAGCUAAUAAUGUAUCAGACACGCCCAGUCAUUCCGAUUAUGAAUAUAUACAUCGUUUCAACAUAGACCAAUAUAUGACUCAACAAUGGUUCAUUAGAUGUAUACAAACAGUUGCAGAGGAUACUAAAAUGAAGGCUGUAGAUAUGUUGAGUGAUCUGUACCUGGGUAAAACUAUGUUCAAAUUGAUUACGACACGAAAAGUUGAUAUGCAAACUAUUAGAAUCACAUAUUUGGUUGACAAUGUUCCCUCAUUAUCCGGUUUCGACUGCAAUGAUCGUGUUAAAUAUAAGUUGGAAGCUGCAAAAUAUUGUAAAAAGCUGAUGUCUCUAAAGAAAAAGUUAUCACAUAGUUCUAGGUACAUUCACAGUCUGAAAGGCACCAUCGAAUCUUUGAAGAAAGCAAAUAUGGCAUUGGCGUCAAGAAAUAAACAUUUGGAACGUGUGAAAUCACAAAAUGUCUUGCAUAAUUAUAAGAAGGAUAUGCAGCAUUUACGAGAAACCAAAGACUCAUUGCUCUCACAAAUAUCUGACACUGAACGUCAAAUAGUACAUUUGAAAGAAGUUAAAAGAAAUUUAAAGACCGACAUAUGCACGUUUAUUUCUAAGAAAGUAUUGUUACAGCAAAUGUCUGGUGAGAGCAACGAAAAAUUGGAAAAUGUUAAAAAUACUUUGGCGAAAGCGAUCGAAACGUGCAAAAACACUGUGAACAGUGUUAAUACAAGUAACAAUCAGGUUAAUGAAGAGCAAUAUGUUAUUAGUAAUCUUGACGAUACAGAAAACUUUGUGAUGGCAGUUGAAAAUGUACCAGAAGGUAUAAGUAUUGACGGCCAAUACAAUGACGGCGACAUAGUCUACGUCGUCGACAGUAAUCAACAAGAAGUAAACUUGCAAAAUAUAAGUUGAUAACGAUAAUAAUAAUAAAUCUACUGUAAACAUAUGAAUGUCAAAUAAAGCGGUCGUUUUUAUAUAUUUUUUUAGGAUUGAUAGUAGGUAUUUAGUUCUAAAUGAAAUGUAUAGUUAAGAGGUGUUUCUUCGGUGGCGCACAGAGUAAAUUAUGUACAAAUCGUACCAUAAUAUUGUAUUACACAGAUAGCAUCGUACAUAAAUAUUAUGUUAAAUAUUGGAUAUAGAUUCUAUAUCACAUUGAAGUACUAAUUAUAGAUAAUUAGUGUUACAUAAUAUGAUUUUAUUUGUUAAUAUUCAAUAAAUAAUUGAACUUUGUUUAGUAAUAAUUAUGAAAUGAUA